AUAGCAGAAGUUUACUAUAAUGAAGGCAAUGAAGCAUGCUUCAAGGAAGAUUACAGCAACGCAAUUUACUUUUAUACUGAGGGAAUUAAAGUGAACUGCAAGGAUAUAGACCUCAAGGAUCAAUUGUACAGCAAAAGAGCUUAUGCAAACCUUCGAUCAGGUGAGGCUAUUUGGAAUUUAGGAAGGACCCCAGGGUGAACGGACUCCUUUGCAUUUGCCUAAACUGGUAUGUACCGUCCAACAGGGUAUGGUUUUGGGUAGUCUCCUUCGCAACCGUUAUUAGGGUCUGAGGGUCUGUGACGACUAUAAUAACUGCUGCGAAAGAGACUAGGUUUUGGGGGUCUUGAGUCAUAAAUAGGGUAUACAACUUUAUUGUUUUUACUGUUCUGAACAGGGUAUCUUCGACGGCCUUCCCAAGAUAGAAAAAACAAAGGUUGAAUAAGGUUUAAUCCAGCCACUGGACAAGUCAUGCGAGGUCCGUACAAGCGAUUUUGCUACUCUAUGCGGGCAAAUUAUGGCUAGAAAAAAAAAGACUUACCGCGGUUAACAUUCUUUUUUCCUCGCCUAGAGACUGAAGUUCCAUGGCUUUUUUACGGCCUACGUUUAACCCCAACGAGGCCCUCCUGUAAUUUGGCGCUUUACUACAGUUUUCAGAAGAAAAAUUUCAUCAUUUUAAAAUUGAAAUCGUCAUAAAAUGCUUAAUAAAAAAUAUUGAAAACCUAAAAAAGUGGACUGGAAACUAACUAGACCUUUAUGGGUGUUUAUCUCAUAACCUAACCGUACGACUCUAAAAGAUGAACUGACAAUAAAGAAAGCUUCUUCCAUCUUCCAGUUUUUGAGAGAAAUAUCGAGCUAAUUUUAGUAUAAAAGAAAAACAAUUGUUUUAUCCGGAUUGAUGCACGUUCAUUCAAGGACAAAGGACCUCGCAUGCUUGCCAACUCGUUUUGCCUAUCAUAUUUGCUUUGAAAAGGAGGCUCUUGCUUUGAAGAAUGAUAUUUUUAGUGGCUCGUUGCGUUUGUUGUUGAGAGUGAUUUUUUGGCUUUGUUUUUUUAAAACAUUCUUAGGAAAUUACAUUUACUCACUGGUAGAUGCAAAAUAUGCCAGGGACAUACAACCAUUGUCAAUGGAACCAAUAGUAGUAGGUAAUUUCAAACGUUUUUUUUUUUACUCUUCAAGAAACAGGCUAAGUGUAUCAUGAUACAUAUAACAACACGAUCGUAGUACUAGUUAUUACCGCAUGAAAAACCUUAGCCGUUGUUUAAUUAUUUUACUUUCUCAAACUAUUGAAAACUGUGGGAGAAGCAGUGAGGCCCGGGGUUAAUAAAGUAGAAAAACACCAUUUAAUUAAAUCUCAUAUGUUUAUGAAAACGGUCCAGUUCUCCAGAUCACAAAAACAGAGCUAGCUUUAAGACAUUUGCGAUAAACCAAUGAUCGAGUUUUUGCGAGGUUGAGUGAUUAUCGUAGUGGAGGUCACCAAGUUGUCUAUGCAUAACCUUUGUCGAGUAACAAAAAUGUAGGCAGAGAAAGUUUAAGCUUAGUUUUACGUUAUACUUUAGUCUAACUCAGUUGUAAUUUAUAAUUAAAAUCAACGAGAGGCCCGUAUGGUAGUUUAGCUGAGGAAUAAUUUAUUUUGAUUACCAAAAAAAUUACGUCCCUAUUUGUUUUUGGUGCUUUUGCCGACGACCGCUUUGAUCGCUUUCGUUCCAUAUAAAACGAUGCUUAUUUUCCUUCCUAGACCAGUUUAGCUCUUAUUUGAUGUAUAUGGCUACAUAUUAAGCUGGCAAGCAGCGAAUUUAGCAAGAAUAGAUCAAUCCAUAGGUACCUCAUUUUGGAAUUUCUAAACAAUCCUGACAGAGUUAGACGCAAAAGAACCAAGUAACAUUUUGAGGGAGAAUCCACUGGCGGCCCAUUUUGCCUUUUACCUACUACUCUUUACAGAUUAAAUUUGACCCUUUCCUAAAGACCUGGCCAACCACAAUUCCUUUCGAAAGAUGGACGAUAAAGUGAGUAACAAACUGGCUAUAAAAAGAAAGGCAAAGGGGGGAAAAGAGCAAAACAGAUUCGCCAAUUAACAGGCAAAACAAAAACCAAAAUUAAAAAAGAUAACCAAUUAGACCUUUUAAAUUAGCAGGAAAAUAUACCCUUGGUUUUAUAAAUCUCAUUUUGGCAAUUUCUAUACUAAUUGUUCGAAAAACACUCCGAAAAAGAGGAUUUAGUAAAAUGAAAAUACUCUAUUUUUUGCUACUCCCUGAAGAUCGCCAAGGCCGAUUUGAAAACAAUUUUUAGCUUGUUCCCUUGUGUUGUUGUAGACGAAAUUCUUUCAGUCGAAAUAACUUACGUGGGAUUAGAGAAUCUGAAUGAUAGUUGUGUGGAGUGCCUGGUACUAAUUUUCAGAUAUUUGUCAGUUUUCACAAGCUGUAUUUUCAAAAUUAUCUUUUGGAUUUCUGAUCACAUCCGUUGUUGAUUUAUGGAAAAGUUUAUUCAAACAUUUUUGAUGAAAAAGCUUGACACCCUCAGCAGAUCGACUACUUGACAUGAUUUUCAAUCUGUAAUUUUUAGCACUUUUAAUUUCUCACCUGUUUAAAUUUUGCAGAAAUUCUAUGUAGAAGCUAAUACUAAUAUACUGACUGGACAACCCAGGCCUUGUAGUAAAAUGCAGAAAAGAGAAAAGCUUUUUCACCAAACAAACAACUCGAAUGUUCAUGCCGCCGUAAGUGAGUUAGGCUAAUGAGAGAUCAAGACCUAAAUAGGAUUAAUUUAAACAAAUGGAGAACGGGUUUGUUGUUACGUCCCGCAAAUGGGUUGCUGAUCAACUAUAAAACUAAGCCGGUGCGGGAUCGAUAGCUAGAGAGAAUGGUAGCCAGUAAAUAGAAACUUCGUGAAGAUUAAAAGCACUUAAAGAAGAUGGGGCCUCGUCCUUUUGUUGAAAAAGAGCCUCAAAGUUAAGUUCCCUCAACAGCUUUCAAUCGCAGUACCAGUCGUCUGUUGGUCUGCUCAGUGCUGUUUCGUAAAAUGGAAAGAGAAAAUGGAGCCGCGGGACCCAAUAGACCUUAGUUUCACCACCAACAGAGAAUAAUGAGACAGAGAGGAAAACACCCAGUCUAGCCCUUAAGAUUAUAUGUGAAUUUCACCAAAGUUAUUUUUAGACCAAUGAAACGCUUGAAAGUAAUCGGAAUUUGGUUUCCGGAGAGGUCGGCAAACGUUUUUUUAUGCAGUGUUGUCAAAAGAGAAUUCAAGAGUAGCCAUUACAAUAUUCUGAAUUGUGUGCUUUGUGGCAGUCGCGCGUGGACUUGAUGUGCGGACGUCUCAGGAAUUAGACUUCCCUUUAAUUACAACCUCUAAAAAUAACUUUAGUGAAAUUCACAUAUCCCGACCAACCCCCUUAGAUUCCCUCUCUAUCCCAUUAUUAGUGAGCUUAAGUAAAGACGUUUUUGAGCGACGCACGCACAUCAACCGGAAGCGGUCUUUUUUUAUUUUAAGGCGGUGGUUUUACCCAAAUGUUUGGACAAAUCGUUUCUGUAAUAGUAAAAACACUUAGAAAUACAAAUUUGGUAGCGUCAAGCUGCUUCAAAAUGAAAAAGACGUCAAUUCUGGUUGACGUGCACCGCUCAAAAACGCUUUUUUUAAGCUCCCUAUUCUCUUUUGGUUUCACCUACUUUUGUGCCGCUGCAUAUGCCAGUUUCAAUGAUUUUUUUUAUGCCAUCAAAUUUACACGAUUUCAGGGACGACAGCAGCUGCGAAGUUGAAACUAUUUGAUUUGGCCAUCUCCUGGUGUGAUUCAGGAUUAUUAGUAUCCUUUUGUUCUUUGCAUGCGUGCAGUUAAAAGAUACAUGAACGGAUAGUCUCAGUCUUUGCUUCUUAUGAUUUAAGUCUAAAGAUGUCCUGGGGACGAAGCUGCAACCCCUUAGUGGGUCCCUAGUAUCCCAUAAAAGAAAAACACUUCUCUUAUUGGAAGAAUACUUAAUACGGUCUUUUACUCAAUUUAUAAUACUACAUGAGAAAUUUCUGCAAUUCAGAUUGGCUUAGAGCAGUGGUAUUUCAGCUUAAUUUGAAAUAAAAUAAUAAUAGCAUGAUUUGUACUUGAUAUUUGGGAUAAAUACCACGUGUGAUAUUUCAAAAUUAUCUCAAAUGUCACUCGCCUAACGGCUCGUGAAAUUACGUAUAAAAAUUUUGAAAUAUCACUCGUGGUAUUUAUGCCAAAUAUCACAACAAAUCAUGCUAUUACCUAUACUUAUGGUAACAUUAUUUCCAAAUUUAAUUAACAAUUUGAAAAGAUUGAAAGGGAAAACAACAUCUUGGUGGAAAUUAAGAAGUUAGUUUUGACAUGCGCAAAUGAAGCAAAGAUCAGAGCCACAGACAACGAGGGAACUUAUUAUAUUAUUUUUUAUAAUAUCAGAGGUGACGAAUUACUCCUUAAUUUUGGCGCGAAAUUUCAGCGUUAAUUUGUAAUUUCACAUGUGAAAUUACGAAAUUGCCAUGGCAACUUUCCGUACGUCUCAGUGUCAAGAUGGCGACGAAGUUUUAAAAUGUCAUGAAUGAAGAUGUCAGGGCACAAAAAGACGCUUUAGAAAACCUGAACACACGAAAGAGCACAUCAAGAAGGGUUCUAACAGGUAUUUUGUCGAAAAACUCUGAACUUAAGCCAAAUUUAAGCGCUAAACGUUCGAGAGAGUGCAGGAGUUCUCGAUCGAUACGAUCCAGGAUAAACAUGUCAACGUAAUUCUUCACCCAUGAUAUUAAUAGGUAAUCAAAUGGUAUACUUGUGAAAUUAGGGAAUAAUUUCUCUUGCGUUUUGUCCAAAUCCUAAUAAUUUCCCGAGCCUUAAGGAUUUGGACAAAACGCGCGUGAAAUUAUUCCUUAAUUUCACUCGUCACCAUUUGAUUACACCUACUAAUACUUUCUGUUUUGCUUGGAUACAGCGAUCGAAAUUAUAGCCUUUGAUAUUACGCUGAUAUUACUUCCCUCCCUGGCCGUCAUUCGCAGAAGAGCUCUGGGGUCGAGACUUGUGGUCAAACUGGAUUUUAGAUCUGUACGCGCAGUCGAUUGUCGUCGAGUUGUCUAUCCUAAACCUGCAUAAUUUCAGAAAGCCGUAUGAACAAUUACCUCGGAGGUAACAUCGUAGUACACCCUAAAAACCUAACGUCACUGUAAUAAGUGAGUCCUUGAAGCUCACAAAAUUCUCACCUCUUUGUAAAAUUCCCGUAUUCAAAACAUUUGUACCUUCAGUUAUUACAUGAAAUUUUGGCGACACUUUUUGAGAUUUUUCUAAAAAUCGCUAAAUUAAAAUGCACCAAAAUUUACCACCACAGAAAAUAAAUAUGAAUAUUGGAGUACUGUCCCAAGACCUUUUGUCCAGGAUUGUAGUUUCACACACAUAUGCUAUUUGACGGUCGAUUUAUGGCCGUGUACCAUUGACUUAACUUGCGUGACAAUGUAUGACAUUGCAGUUGCAGUUUCGUUUGAUUGCUCGUUGUAAGAUUUUGAUUUAAAUCAAGCUAUUGGCGUCUAUGAUUUUUAAACACGUGUUUUUGUCGUCGUAAAAGUUUUGAAAACCUUAAUUCCCCAAAGUUUCAGUUCGUGAAAUCGUUAAGGAAGGUCUUAAUGGGGUGUGAGCUUUGACAGUUGAAGGUCAAUUUUUUUCGAAUUUUGACGGCUGACGGUUAAAUUUAUAGCUUUUGACGGUUGACGGUUUUUAAGUGGAAAUUUAGUCCCAAAGUUGACGUAAAUAUUAACUUCUGUAUGAGUUAAUAUUAACUGAUGUGUUUCGAAGGUUUUCUUGGCUUUUCACUCAUAAAAUUUCGGAAUGUGUUCAGGUAUAGGUGGGUUGUAAGGUAUUGUAAUGUCAGAAAGAGUGUUUUUUGGAGAACAUGCGAAGUGGUUUUUGCAGUUUAGAAAUUCUCUAGGUGCCGGAAUUCCGUGGAGAUCAGCUGAAACAUGCUGAAAUAGUGAGUUUUGAAAUGCUUUGAAACUCUUAGAAGGUUAAAAUCUCAAGCGCGUAUCUAGGAUAAAUACUGACCGAUUUCCUCAACGAGUGUUGAAGGCGUAAGCUUCCAGAGGGGUUCCGAGACGGGCUCCCCCAGGAAAGUUUUUGGAUUUUAACUCCGGCUUAUAGUCCCCUUUUCUGGUGGGGUUUCCGAGUCAUUCAGCCGGCAGGAUCAUGGAUUGGCCAGAUUUCAACUUAGAAAGUGUUUUCUAUUAUUAAAAAUAUAUUUAUUAUGAAAAAUCUGACCAAUUUCCGUAAAACGGUGGAAGCCCGGGUGGAACCGCCCCUACCUGAAUCUUAACCUGCAAUUUUGACGGCUGACUCUUAACUUUUAGGCCCUUUGACGGCUGACAGUUAAUCUCACUGAGACCCUCAUUAACUGACUCAUGUUCCAAAAUUUACGAAAAAAUCUCUGAAUUAAAGUGCUGUCAAAUAAGGAUUUUCAAAAUCGCUAAAUUAACGAGUCGCCAAAAUUUCAUGUAAUAAAGUAUGUUUCUCUGCAGUUUUUGGAUUUGAAAGAAAAGAAGGAAUGUUUUCUCUUGCAGAUGUUCUUGACAUAGUAGUCGUCAUCCUUUGCCGGGAGUGGUAUUUUAUUUUAUUACUACUCUUGAAAGCGGUAGAUUCGCCUAUUUCACCUUAGCAUAAAAUUAUUAAACGUGUGAAAUCUUUCGCAAUUUUCUCCAGCUCCGCACUGCCAAAAUAGAGGAGCCAACGCGCUGUGCGUCCCUCUUUCUGUUGUCAUUUGUAUCAAAAUCGCAAAAAUCGCUCAGAUUUAGUCAACGCCAGCUUAAUAAGUAACGAAGACGGUGACGGCAACGAGAACGGCAAAAAAAACAAUAGGUUUGAUUAGCAAAACAACAACUUUGCACGUGACUCACGCAUUUUUGUACAUUUCUUUGCCGUCGUUUCACGACUACAACGUGAAACUGCCUAAUUUCACGUUUGUCGAGGACGGGAACACAAGACAACAACUUUCUUUUUCUUUUUCUGAACUUUGAUACAGUCUUUUAGAGUUCAACUCCAAAAAUAAUUUCCAACAUUUGACGAAUUAGGCAAAAUGGAAUAAGCGCGAUUAAAUUUGGGGCAGCGCAAAUUCACUUUUUAAGUGACGUUUUCGUAGCUGUUGCCGUCGUUUUUGCUGAAGCUCCCUUAUUUAAUCCAUUCAGAAACGUAAAAAAUGUUGAAGGAAUAAUGAAAUAUUAGACCAGAUACCUACUGUAACACUUUGCUUUGUUUAACGGAAGUAUAAUGGCUUACUGUUUUUAGUCUUUCCGAGGAGGAAAAGUUAAACAUGGGCAACCCAAAACAACUUCCUUAAAAGAUUGGUCUUGCAGUUAUCACCUUGGAAUUAACGCUCUCAAACUCGGUGAUUUUAAAACAUCCCGAGAUUACUUGGAGUUGGCAUUGCAUGGAGCAAAAGAGAUCGGAAAUAAAAGCUCAAAAGGAAUUGUAAAUAACGCCCUUGGCGUUGCCUAUCUCUCUCUCGGUGAUGUCAAGAAAGCAAUCGAGUUUUUUCAUCUGAGUCUGCCUAUCGCAAAAGAGACUAAAAACAAAGGCUUAGAAGGAACUGUAUAUAACAACCUUGGCGGUGCCUUUGACUCUCUCGGUGUUGUCAAGAAAGCAAUCGGGUUUUUUCAUCUGAGUCUGCCUAUCGCAAAAGAGACUGGAGACAAAGACUUAGAAGGAACUGUAUAUAACAACCUUGGCAGUGUCUUUGACUUUCUCGGUGAUGUCAAGAAAGCAAUCGAGUUUUUUCAUCUGAGUCUACCUAUCGCAAAAGAGACUGGAAACAAAGGCUUAGAAGGAAAAGUAUAUAAGAACCUUGGCAGUGCCUUUGACUUUCUCGGUGAUGUCAAGAAAGCAAUCGGGUUUUUUCAUCUGAGUCUGCCUAUCGCAGAAGAGACUGGAAACAAAGACUUAGAAGGAACUGCAUAUAACAGCCUUGGCCUUGCCCAUCGCGAUCUCGGUGAUUUCAGGAAAGCGUCCGACUUUUUUAAGCGGAGCCUACGUAUCGCAAAAGAAAGUAGAGAAAAAGAUUUAGAAGGAGCUGUAUAUAACAACCUUGGUUGUUUUUCUUACUCUCUUGGUGAUUUCGAGGGAGCAAUUGACUCUUUUGAGCUGAGCCUGCGAAUCGCAAAAGCGACUGGAAACAAAUAUAUAGAAGGAAGUGUAUAUGGCAACUUUGGCAGAGCCUAUUACCGUCUCGGUGAUGUCAAGGAAGCAGUCGAGUUUAGUCAGCUGAGCCUUAGUAUCGCAAAAGAAACUGGACAUAAAGAUAUGGAACAAUUUGCAUAUAGAAACCUUGCUGACGGAUAUUUUUAUAUACUUUACGAUUUUUGUAAAGCCGAGGAGUUCGCUAAAUCCAGUAUAAAGCUGUUCGAGGAAAUGAGGGUUCUCCUUCCAGAAAAAGACGAGUGGAAAAUCUGCUUUCGGAAUAAAGAUGGUGAUCACGAUAGAUAUCGUCUUUUAUGGAAAAUUCAAUUACAACUAGGCAAGACCCAUGAAGCGCUUUUUACAGCUGAGGCGGGACGAGCACAAGCUCUCAUGGAUCUCAUGAAAUCGCAAUAUGGUGUCAGAAAAUCAGUUCAAUUGUCGUCAAAACAGCAGAUGGAACUGAUGAUGUUUAGUAUUUCAAACCACAUUUCGUCUCCUACGCUAUUUCUAGCAGAGGAUUCAAAAUUAGUGAAUUUACGGUUACUACUAAAGGGAGAUCAUCGUUGUUUUGCGCAAAGGAAAAUCAGUGAUGACUUGACAUUAGUGAUUAAACAAACAUACCAAAAGAUUGGUGUGAGGGGCGUGAAUCAAACCCUGGAUGAGCCAAAAGAUGAAAAGGAAUGCGCUCUAAAAGGACUGUACCUGAUAGAAGGUGAUGAACUCAUUAUUAUCCCUGACCGUUCAUCAUUUUUGAUUCCUUUUGCUGCCCUUGUGGAUCAGCAUUCCAGAUAUUUUUCUGAAACGGUGAGAAUCCGAUUGGUUCCAUCGUUAACAUUUUGCUGCUGCUAAAAGAGUGUCCAAAGAGCCGCCAUAGUACAUCUGGCGCAGUACUGGUUGGUAAUCCAUGGGUGGAAACUGUACGCAUCAAAGGCUGCAAACCAUUUCCGCAGCUUCCUGGUGCAGAGGAAGAGGUAAAAAUGAUUGGAAAGAUUCUAAAUAUCGAGCCUCUCACUGGUAAGAAAGCUACAAAAGAUCAAGUUUUAAGCAGGUUCAACUCAGUUUCUUUGGUACACAUUGCAGCUCAUGGUUGUCCAGAAACAGGAGAAAUCAUACUAUCUCCAAAUCUUGCUAUUUCGGACAAACCCGAAGAGAAAGACUUUCUUUUGACUAUGGCAGAAGUGCUGGGUGCACAACUGCGAGCCAAGCUUGUUGUCUUAAGCCGCUGUUACAGUGCACGAGGGGAGAUAAACGCAGAAGGCGUUGUUGGAAUUACACGUGCCUUUUUAGGAGCCGGGGCACGUUCUGUUAUUGCGUCUCUGUGGGAGAUUAGUGACGAAGCCACUCAAGAGUUUAUGAGACACUUUUACGAACAUUUGCUUGCAGGGAAAAGUGCAAGUAAGUCGCUUCAUCACGCAAUGAAAUCGCUACGGAAGUCUGAAAAGUUCAACGCCGUGGAGGACUGGGCGCCAUUUGUGCUGAUUGGCGAUGACGUGACUUUGAAUUUUGGCCAAGAAAAGGUAAGGCUCUCCCUGUAA
Molecule: messenger RNA, 9672 nt
Organism: Porites lobata
Lineage: Eukaryota; Metazoa; Cnidaria; Anthozoa; Scleractinia; Poritidae
Source: the annotation of a GenBank genome assembly